Molecule: messenger RNA, 399 nt
Organism: Cyphellophora attinorum
Lineage: Eukaryota; Fungi; Ascomycota; Eurotiomycetes; Chaetothyriales; Cyphellophoraceae
Exons: 1
Coding region: 1-399 (132 amino acids)
Source: RefSeq, a predicted model, not a curated record
AUGUUACCCCCUACCACUGCCCUGUCCCUCGCCCUCCUCACGGCCCCCCUCCUCUGCCUCCUAGCGAACCCCGUUCAAGCCGGCUGCUAUGGCCACACUGGCGACCACGGGUCCACCGGCUCUUCCGACCUCGCCUUCCAUCACAUUGAUGUCUCUUGUCACGACCCAAAUGGUGGCCUACAAGGCUACUAUGGCCCAUCAUCUUGGAAGGGCUUCUGCGCGGACCACAUCUGGUUCAGUAUUGACAACCUGAAUGGCAACGCUGGCUUCGACCUGAACGACGACGACUGUGAGCGGGAGAUGAACAAUGUCGUUCUGUCGUGCAGCCAGAACCGGGGCGGAGAUCUCGAGUACUUGUGGGGUGGGGAAUUUGAGAAGGCUGGGUGGAAAUUUCGGUGA